AUGAAGGAGUUCUCCCUCCGCGCGCUCCCUUGGCUGGUGACGCGCUUGUGUUUCCUUCGCGCGGCUCUGGACCCCGGCGCGGGUCAGGAUGGAUCGCGGGCUGCAGGUGCGCCGCAGCGGGGAUUGACUUGGCGCCAUAACGGACAGGUUCACCGGAUCCUGAGUCACGGUUCUCAGUACCGACCAUCUGGGCGGCGUCCUCCCGGCUCCGGCCCGUGGCGGGAUGACCUGGUGUUCCUCAGCAACGAGACGCAGUCCUCCGGGCCGCCCGCCGCACCUCGGGUUCCCGCGGUCAGCAGCUCUGCGCAAUUACGCGCCGCGCGUCAAAACCGGCCUAGUGGAACAGAGAGCACCGGAGAGCCGGUCCCGGUGCGGCCGGUGGACGGGAUGGUCGGGGACGACCCUUACAACAAUCCGUACAAAGCGGCAAACUACCACCCCUACUAUAACUACUACAACUCCUACUACCGGCCCGGAACCCGAUGGAGACCCGGGUACGGCACCCGCUACCACCAACACGGGCUCCCUGACCUGGUCCCUGACCCCUACCUCAUCCAGGCCUCCAGCUACAUCCAGAGGCUGCCCGUCUACAGCCUCCGCUGCGCCGCGGAGGAGAGCUGCCUCGCCAGUUCGGCUCAACAGGCGAGGGACUUUGAGACCCGGGUUCUGCUGAGGUUCCCUCAGCGCGUGAAGAACCAGGGAACGGCCGACUUCCUGCCCAGCAAGCCUCGCUACUCCUGGGAGUGGCACAGCUGUCACCGCCACUUCCACAGCAUGGAUGCCUUCAGUCACUACGAGCUGCUGGCCGCGGGGGCGGGGCCCAAGGGGGGGGCGGGGCUGCGCGUGGCCGCCGGCCACAAGGCCAGCUUCUGUCUGGAGGACACGUCAUGUGACCCCGGACACCACCGACGCUACGCCUGCACCUCACACACACAGGGCCUGAGUCCCGGUUGCUAUGAUACGUACAACGCUGACAUUGACUGCCAGUGGAUCGACGUUACGGACGUUUUACCCGGGAAAUACGUCCUGAAGGUGACGGUGAACCCGACUCAGAGUGUCUCGGAGUCCGACUACAGCAACAACGUGGCACGCUGUGACGUGACCUACAGCGGGACGGCCGUAGAGAUGUCUGACUGUAGACUGGCCUCGUAA
Gadus chalcogrammus (walleye pollock) is the source of this 1152-nucleotide messenger RNA. Its product is annotated as protein-lysine 6-oxidase. Gene Ontology annotation, biological process: peptidyl-lysine oxidation. Bases 1 to 1152 code for a protein of 383 amino acids. The record is from RefSeq and is a predicted model, not a curated record. Gene Ontology annotation, molecular function: protein-lysine 6-oxidase activity; copper ion binding. NCBI's taxonomy places the organism in Eukaryota, Metazoa, Chordata, Actinopteri, Gadiformes, Gadidae. The transcript has 6 exons.